AUGGUAAUAGGAGGUGGGUUUCCUAUGGAUCCUCCAGUCUCUCGUCCCGAUGAAGAAAUGGUGGCAGCCCUGGUGAUGAUUGUAGGUGUCAUGCUCGAAGAAAUAUUAGGAGUAGCAGCGCCUCUGGAUUUGGUAAUAGGAGGUGUCACGCCAGAGGGGACGCCUCUGGCGCUGCUAGUGUUGGUGCUAGAGGAUGUAACACCAUGCGAUGUGUUAACUGUGCUGGAAGGCGGUACAUUUGUGUUAACGGCAGGGAAAUUGGCACCAGGAGUGUUAUCAGCGCCAGUAGCAUCAAGCUCUUCCGACGAGGAUUUCAAAGCUUCUGCAGCCAAAUCGAAAAAUAAUACAAAUCACGCUGAGGGGGAAAAGCCUAACAUUCCCCUUAAUGACCGGAGAGUCACUUAUGCUGAGCUUAUGAAGAGAAAAGCCGAGGAUGAUGAGGCGGACGACCGUCGGCGUAGAAAGGAUCGAACCCGGCGCCGAAUACUAGCGGCUGAGGAAAGACGUCGAUUUGAUGACGGUGUACCUUCCGACUCUGAUGCUUCAGAAGAUGAAUCGGUGUGUGUGCCACGGGAUCGCAAGAUUAAGCCAGAUCUUCGUACCAAAGAACUCAGAGAGAUUGCGAAACGAGUCGAGGACGAGGCGGAAGAGGAAUCAGACGAUCCUAAUAUCCAUCCAGACUUCAUCAAUGGCCCUGAUAGUGACUCCGACGAAGAAGAGGAUUCUGAGAAGGAUAAUGAUGAUGAAUCUGAUAAAUCCGACAACUCGGAUGAAUCUGAUGAGUAUCUUUACUCCUGA
Papaver somniferum (opium poppy) is the source of this 798-nucleotide messenger RNA. Its product is annotated as nucleolin 2-like. The record is from RefSeq and is a predicted model, not a curated record. NCBI's taxonomy places the organism in Eukaryota, Viridiplantae, Streptophyta, Magnoliopsida, Ranunculales, Papaveraceae. The transcript is spliced from 2 exons. The coding region runs from base 1 to 798 and encodes 265 amino acids.